This is a messenger RNA of Pieris rapae (cabbage white), 3225 nucleotides long. It is a transcript of the gene Nup50, whose product is annotated as nuclear pore complex protein Nup50. The record is from RefSeq and is a predicted model, not a curated record. The transcript is spliced from 3 exons. Gene Ontology annotation, biological process: intracellular transport. NCBI's taxonomy places the organism in Eukaryota, Metazoa, Arthropoda, Insecta, Lepidoptera, Pieridae. Gene Ontology annotation, cellular component: nuclear pore. Bases 204 to 2858 code for a protein of 884 amino acids.
UGUUAUUAAUAAUAUUGCUACAAUCUCUGGUUGAUGGUUCUAUAUUCUAUGGAAACCAAACGAAAUGGAAAAUGUGGUUCCAUUUUUCUGAUAUAUUUAAACAACUUCAAUAAAAUAGUUACAAAAAUACAAAAUUGAUUAAUCCUGAGGUCCGGAAACGAAUGUGAUAUUGCAAUUUUUAGUAGAACUAUCACACAUCAAUCAUGUCCGCGAAGCGGACAGCUACAACUGAAUUAAAUCACGACAACUGGGACCAAGAAGAUGAUGAACCGGAGGAAAGCGAAGGUUUUAGAAUUGCAUCAAAAGAAGUACUUGAUAAACGUGUUAUUAGGACCGCUAAACGACGAUCCAACGUCACGACCGCCGAGGGACAGAAAAGUGUAUUCAGUGGCUUUGGAGGGUUCAAUAAAACACAAAAGACUUCCUUUGACUUUUUGGCAAAUUUAACUAAUGGUAAAUCAAGUGAUGGUAGUAAUCAAGAGGGAUCAUCUCUUUUUUCAUCAAAGACAUUCUCAAAUCAAAGUACAGCACUAUUUACACCAUCAGAUAUAUUUAAUAAAACAACAAAUACAGAUGUCAAUAAUAAAGAGGGAUCAUCAACUCUUUUUACAUCAAAGACAUUUACUCCUCAAAGUAAAGGGUUAUUUACGCCGUCAGAUGUCUCUAAGCCAGCACCAUCUAAAUUUGAAAAUCCAAGUCUACAAACAACUUCUAGUUCAACCAAAUCUACAGCUGUAGAAAAUCAAACAAAUGUUAAAAAUAGUGAAAGUCCAUUCAAAAAUACUACUUCAACGCCAAUCAACACUAAUAACUUUACAUAUAAACCACAUUCUGGAAAUUCUGAUAACCCUGUAUCACAAACAACAAACAAUAUAUUUAGCGGCCAAGCUGAAAAUAUUAUUUCUAACAAAUCUGUUAAGCUGCCAUCAUCUUCGAAUACAUGUUCAGCAUCUCCAAGUCAUAAGUGUCAUUUUAUUAUAGAUACUAAUAAAAGUCAAAAGAAUGAUACUGACGAUGAUUAUAUCAUUAUAAAGUGUGAUCCAACUGAUGAAAAAACAUUAAACUAUUAUAAAAACCUAGCAGGCUUAAAUAUAUCUUUCUCUAAAUGGAUAAAAAAAAAUGUUGAUGAAUUACCACUCUGUAUUCUUUCUCCAACUUUUAAAGACUAUGAAAACCAUCUCAAAAAUAUUCGAGCUGAAUAUUUUAACAGAGAUGGAGCCCAAGGUGAUUUUGCACAGAAUGUGAAAAGUCCUAAAAUGCCAUCUGUUGCACAAGCAAAUAAUGUUGUUUCCCAUACAGCUGUUAUUUCUAAUAAGUCUACAAGUUCAACAACAGAAGAGAAGAAAUCCUCAAAUAUGGUAUUUGGAACACCUGCAUCUAAUAAUACCCAGGCAAAAGACAUGGGUUCACUUUUUGGUAAAAUGGCAAAAGAGCAGAGUUUCACAACUUCUAAUACUGCUGCACAAGCAAAUAAUAUUCUUUCUCAAACUGGUGCAACUUCUCACAAAUCUAUGAGUUCAACACCAGAAGAGAAGAAAUCUUCUAAUAUAGUAUUUGGAACACCUUCACCUAAUUGUUCCCAACCAAAAGACAUGGGUUCUCUUUUUGGUAAUGUGCCAAAAGUGCAGAGCUUCACAACUUUUUCAAGUUCUGCUGCACAUACAAAUAGUAUACUUUCUCAUACUCAUGCUACUACUCCUGUGUCUACAAUUUCAAAACCAGAUGAGAAGAAAUCCUCAAGUAUGAUUUUCGGAACACCUACAACCAAUAAUACACAAGAAAAAAACAUAGGUUCGCUUUUCGGUAACAUGCAAAAAAUGCAGAGCUUCACAACAUCUUCAAGUACUGCUGGACAAUCAAAUAAUAUACUUUCUCAUACUCAUGCUACUACUCCUGUGUCUACAAUUUCAAAACCAGAUGAGAAGAAAUCCUCAAGUAUGAUUUUCGGAACACCUACAACCAAUAAUACACAAGAAAAAAACAUAGGUUCGCUUUUCGGUAACAUGCAAAAAAUGCAGAGCUUCACAACAUCUUCAAGUACUGCUGCACAAUCAAAUAAUAUACUUUCUCAGACCUCUGUUACUUCUAAUGAGUCUACACAUCCAAUUCCAGAAGAGAAGAAAUCCACAAAUAUGAUAUUUGGAACACCGACAUCUAAUAAUACCCAAGCAAAAGAUAUGGGUUCACUUUUUAGUAAUAUGCCACAAGUGCAGAGUACCACAACAUCUUCAAGUACUACUCAAAGUCCAACACUUGGAUUUUCUUUUGGAAGUUCUUCAGUAGCUAAUUCAACACCAACUACAAGUAGUGGCGGAUUUACAUUUGGCAUUAAUAAUUCACCUCAAACCUCAUUAUUUGCAACAAAACCAAUUGUUUCUAAUAUUAAUGGCAAUUCACAAUUCUCAUUUGGUGCUGGUAAACCUUUUAGCUUUAAUUCAAAUAUACAAAGAAAAGAUGAGAGUAAUGAGGAAACUAAGGAAGAUGAAGAUGAACCUCCUAAAGUUGAAUACACACCAAUGGUAGAAGAAAACAGUGUUUUUGAAAGAAAGUGCAAGAUAUUUGUUAAAAAAGAUGGUAACUUUGUUGACAAAGGUGUAGGUACGUUGUAUAUAAAAAAAAUUGAAGAUAGCAGAAAGCAUCAACUAUUAGUGAGAGCAAAUACAUCUUUAGGAACCAUUUUGCUCAAUUUGGUUCUUGCCACUUCUGUACCUACUCAACGUAUGGGCAAGAAUAAUGUAAUGCUAGUUUGCAUUCCCACACCUGAUGCAAAACCACCUCCAACCCCUGUUCUUAUUAGGGUAAAGACAUCAGAGGAAGCAGAUGAGUUGUUAGAGAAAUUAAAUAACUAUAAACAGUAGAAUGAUCAGAUAAGUUCAUUACGUGAAAUCCAAAAUGGAAAUAAAAAAAGUGGUGAUUUAUUUAGUUGUAAUAAAUUAAUGAAUAUGAUAAAUUAAUGAUUAUGAUAAAUUACAAGCAUGGUAAUAUAAUUUUAUAACAAUAGCCUGUAACAAAAAAGGCUACAUUGUAAUGGGUGUGUAUCCAUUAUUCUGGAAAUCUGGCUACCCAGAAAUUCCAUUUUCACCUUAUGAAUUUAAAUUAAGGGAAACUAUUGUGUCAAGACUGCUUGUUCUUUCGUUACUGAACAAGUGUUUUAUGACAUGAAGACACUAUGAUUAUAUUAUAUAAUUUGGUUUCUUUUUUUGUAAUUAAAUACAAUAUUCCAAA